Messenger RNA from Synchiropus splendidus (mandarinfish), 4159 nucleotides. Its product is annotated as vasorin-like. The coding region runs from base 169 to 2298 and encodes 709 amino acids. Gene Ontology annotation, molecular function: transforming growth factor beta binding. NCBI's taxonomy places the organism in Eukaryota, Metazoa, Chordata, Actinopteri, Syngnathiformes, Callionymidae. The record is from RefSeq and is a predicted model, not a curated record. Gene Ontology annotation, cellular component: plasma membrane; extracellular matrix. The transcript is spliced from 2 exons. Gene Ontology annotation, biological process: negative regulation of transforming growth factor beta receptor signaling pathway.
GCUCCACUCCAGUGCGGGAGCUUCAACUUCUGAUUCCCUGCGCUCCACUCUGUCGUUCGAUCCCCCCGGUGGAGUUGUGGAUUUGCUCAGACAGUGGAUUAGUGGGAGCCAGGUAUUCCAGCGUGGAGCGAGGCUUGAUUUGGAAAGGCGCUCCAUCCCGCCGCCACGAUGCUGGUUUAUCUUCUACUGGUGUUCCUGCUGUCGGGCUUGGUCCUGUCUUCUCAGUGCCCAGAUGACUGCACCUGCAUGGACAGCAUGUCAAUAUUCUGCAUUAACCGACGGGACAGCGCGGUUCCCGCCGUUCCUGCCAGCACCCAGGAGCUGUACGUCUUCAACAAUGGCAUCCGUACUUUAACCCCAAGUGACUUCAGACACCUGAAGGAUUUACAGAUGUUGGACAUGAGUCAGAAUGAGUUGGGGGAGGUCCCUGACGGGGUAUUUGAGAUGCUCUCAAGUCUGAAGAACUUGGACCUGUCGACCAACCACAUUACUCACAUUUCCAAAGACAGCUUCUCGGGGUUGGUCCAGCUGGAGCGGCUCUAUCUCUCUUCGAAUCGCAUCCACAGCAUCCAUGUGGACGCCUUCAACGGUUUGGAGCAACUUCUAGAGCUCAAACUGGAGAAAAACCAGCUGACGUCCUUGCCGUCCCUCCGUCUUCCCAGCCUUCUUCUAUUGGACCUCAGUCACAACAACAUCCCUCUGAUAGGACCAUCUGAUCUCCAAACUCCCCACUUGGAAUCCCUAAAGUUGGCAUCUCUUGCACUUUCCUUCCUGGAUGAGGAGCUCAUUGCCUCCCUUGGGAACCUCCACGAACUAGACAUUUCCAUGAAUCAGUUGAGCGAAGUCCCACAGGCCCUGAAGCAGGACUCUCUCAAAGGUCUGAUUAAACUGAACGUGAAGGGAAACCCAUUUGGUGAGUUCAGGAAAGAAGAUUUCCAGAAGCUGACGGGGCUGCAACAUUUGGAUAUCAGAGGAAUUCAUCUGCAGGAAUUUCCUCAGAACUUUUUCGAGGCGUUCCCCAAGCUGGCUACACUGACGGCUGCUGAAAACCCCUUCAACUGCAUGUGUCCUUUAGCCUGGUUCCCUGCCUGGCUAAAAGAGAGCGGCGUCGAUCUCCUUCGACCUGAGGAGACACGCUGCCACUUUCCCCUUGUUAACGCUGGGAAGAAGCUGUUUGAGCUGGAGUACGAAGAUUUCGGAUGUCCACGUAGUACAACGAUGGUGAUCGACUCCCCCAACAGAAGCACUCCCCACUCCGGAGUGCCCACCCCACCUCCUGAAGCUACCCACACCAACGCCAUCCCUCCCCCUCCCCCUGCUACCGAGGGAACCAUUUUGUCGGAGACAGACAGCUACUUGCCACAUGCCGACAAUCCCGUCGUACCAAGCUCAACCAGUGGAGAAAAUGAGCAGCACAUCUGUCCGCCAAACAUCUGCCUUAAUGGUGGGACGUGCCACUUUGACUUGCUGGGGGAGUUGAGUUGUGUGUGUCCCACGGGAACCUCAGGAACCUACUGCGAAAAUAUCGAAGAGGUCCCAGAACUACUGGCCCCGUCCGUGACAGACGGUGAAAUGGUGAACUCAGUUGUGCCCGCCUUGCUGGACUCCAUCAGCUCACGCCAAGUCACCUCCACAUCCAUUCUUCUUGACCUGCACCGCUUCAUCGAGGCAAGGCCAAACAUCCGUGGCAUCAGACUGACCUACCGGAACCUCUCGGGGCCAGAUCGCCGGCCCAACAUUCUCAACGUACCAGCGUCCUACCCAGAGUACACGCUGCGUGGUUUGAAACCCAACUGCACCUACUCAGUUUGUGCAAGUCCUUUGGGUGAAAGAACGAACUCCCGGACGAACAGCUCUCUAGAAGCAGGGUCCUGUACUGAGGCGCGCACCUCCGCGGCGCCGCAUACUUCAGCAGAGAAAACUGUUGAGACCAAAAGCCAGCUUCUCUACACCCUCAUACCUAUAGUGGCAGGUCUGACUAUGGUCUUGGGUCUGUCUCUGGUGGUGGGUGUAGUUGUUUGUCUGCGUAGGAAAAAGCAAAGAGGGGUGGACAUGGAGGUGGAGCUCGGUUCCGCCGAUCAGGAACCUGUGGAACUGGAUGGAAUUAAAGUUAGCCUGGAGAACAGUGGGAAUGGCUCCCUGCAGCAGAAACACCCUGAGAUCGACAGCUCUCAGAACCUGAAGCAAAGCCCAUCAGUGCAGCAGAAUGGGGGGACUUUGGACUAUGAGGUGCCCCUGAUGCAAGGACACUCCUCCUCAAACAACAACAUAGCUUCAAUAAAACCGUCUUAUUUCUGAGAUGAACUAAAACUGACUCUGGCAGGAAGGUUCUUGUCUGUUUGGACUGGUGUACAAACUGCACGCACUUAAAUCGUACCGGGGUCCAAAGCUGCCAUGGGACAAUGCUGGUUACAGAAGGCAGCCCGAGCCGAGGGCUUUGACUUCAAGUGCAAUUGACUCUCAAGUCUUAGUAGCGGACUGAAACGGAAGUGCCUUUUUGCAUUGACCCGAGCGAUUAUUCAGUUUCCCAAGCGUUUAUCCUGUUGCUGGAUCUGGGCAGGAGGUGAUCCGUUCUGUGGUCAUGAGGAAUUAAGACCCGCCUGCAGCUUCAUGGUGAAAGACAGGAAGUGAACUUGGAGGGUCAGACGAUGGCUUAAAGUCUUCAGUUGUUUACAGAUCCACCUGUGCACCCAGAAGCCUCCGACCUGACGGGAGAUGAAUUUGCUGUGAAUGAUGAACGGACUGAAUUGCAAGUGUUUUAUCUGGACAAUGUUGUGUGGUAUGAAAUUGUGACAUGUUUUUAUGUGCGGCAUUUGUGAUUGUGAACGAUUCACUAUUGGUCUAGUGAACUGGCCCCAGCUAAAAAUCCGGUAUUAUGGAUCCAGUUGUUCAGAAUUUUGGGACUUGCUGCAGCAAGAAUCUUUGAAUCUAUGUGCCUAUUUCCAUUUGUACCAAGCCUGGAACAUACACUCCCACCUCCUGCAGCCCUAGUUUCUGGUACAGGGGUCUCGAACUGAAAGCAGGUUUUGGUUCUAACUGAUCAGGAGCGCACAGUUUAACCAGCCAGGACUCUGAGGCUCUCAAGAUUGUCAGUCUGGUGCUGCUUAUUUGGUUGGAACAAACACAGUUUGGCACUAUAUGGGUUUCAGUUUGACACACCUGCUGUGGUCUCUGUUGAGAGGGGUGGCCCCUAAAUGUAGCGUCUGCCCCUGGGGCCCCAGCUCAGAAAUGAUCCUGAAGGCUCCCGAAUUUAAACCAACCUAAGACAUGUGAAGGAGGCCCACAGCGAUUCCAGGGUGUCUCCUCUUUUUCAGCAACAGGUUGCUGCAUCUUGAAAUAAAGAAUGACAAAACUGGGAUGUAAUGGCUGAGCACCCUUUGAUGCUUCAACAUAAAACAGUCCCUACAUGUUACAGUGUUCAUGGAGGUGAAACGCCCCUAAAAUGUGUAUUUAUUCUAACAGAUAUUAAUAGUAAAACUAUGUUCCUCCUAGAAAUACAAGCUAAAUUUUACUAAUCUUGUUUGUCCCUUUAGUCAUUUGCCGUGUCGGAACCCUGUAGACACAAAGUCCCCUCGGCCCCCUGUUUGGAGCGGCCCCUUCCUUCCCAUGCUCUGUCAGAGGGUUUCGGUCCAUCCAGAAUGAAGAAUCCUCAUCAGCAACUAACUGGUUUGUGCGGUCACUGGUCAUUAGCAGCCAACCAGACUGUGAAAUGAACUGCAGUGUUUAUCUCCCCCCCCUUCGGUCACACACUUGUAAUUCAUUGUUUUCGUCUUUAUAAAUCUCAGCUGGGGCGAGGAAAUACAAUGGUCAAAGAGCAGCUCAUCGCUGCUCCACAAAACCCGCCGUUGUUCUUGGAUGAAACGCUGAAGAGAUUUUAAUGAGUCAAUUAUCUUUAUCUAAUAAUACUGGGUGACUUCAGUUCAGCUCCGUGUGUGUGUGAGAGUGUGUGUGGGUGUGUUUUUUGUUUUCAACUUUCAAUGUUCCUGUUUGAUAAUUGAAGCCGUGCACUAGACUCUGGAACUGUCCUAAAGCAGCCGACGCUUCCACAAGAUGAACUGGAAUGAUUGCACCUGAAGUUCGGGCAGUGAAGGAGCAGGAAUGUCUCCAACAAGCAUGUUGCCGUCAACCUUGUGAGAUUGUUUUGCUUUGAAUGUUUGUC